AUGCUUUUAUUUCUACAGGCAAGAACAAUACUUGAACCUUAUUUUUGUUCCUUGGAAAAAAUUGAUCACGAAGAUAUCACUAAAGGCAGAAGCAACACCAUGAGGGCUUGCUUGCCCCCAGAAUUAAUCAAGAACCAAAGUUGCCUGGUUUCCACAGAGACACUUUUAAUUAAGGAUUUGUGCCUUAGAAGCAUCUACGGGGACCUGAAGACCUACAAGACCAAGUUUAAUGUGAUCCAGGAUGCUCUCAGAAAGCACCCUACCAAGGAGAUCUCUGUGGAUCACAAUAUGUUGGAUGCCAUUGAUGAGAUGAUGCAGGCCCUGAAUUUCAACAGUGAAAAUGUGCCACUGAUCUCUUCACCAGAACAAUCUGACUUCUACAAGAUCAAAGUCAAGCUCUGUGUCCUCCUUCAUGCCUUCAGAACCCGGACCGUGACCAUCGAUAGAAUGAUGAACUACCUGACUCCCUCUUAA
This is a messenger RNA of Gracilinanus agilis (Agile Gracile Mouse Opossum), 474 nucleotides long. It is a transcript of the gene IL12A, whose product is annotated as interleukin 12A. The transcript is spliced from 4 exons. Gene Ontology annotation, biological process: immune response. The coding region runs from base 1 to 474 and encodes 157 amino acids. The record is from RefSeq and is a predicted model, not a curated record. Lineage: Eukaryota; Metazoa; Chordata; Mammalia; Didelphimorphia; Didelphidae. Gene Ontology annotation, cellular component: extracellular region. Gene Ontology annotation, molecular function: growth factor activity; interleukin-12 receptor binding.